UGACACUUUUCUUUUCCGCCUCUUGUGGUGAUUGCCGAUUUUUGCGUGUGUUUCUGUAAUCUGUACUUGAUACGAAAUCUUUAAUUCGACGUUUGUGAAACUGAUCUUGAUAGAUUAUUAAUUAUCUCCAUUUCCUCUAAAAAGAUGGUUCACGCUAUUGCUGACGAGAAUGAUUUCAACAGUCAACUGGAAGCAGCUGGUGAUAAAUUAGUUGUUGUUGACUUUCAUGCUACAUGGUGUGGCCCUUGCAAAAUGAUUGCUCCAUUUUUUCAGGAGCUUGCAGAAGAAUUUAAAGAUGUUGUUUUCUUGAAAGUUGAUGUUGAUGAAGUCGAAGAUGUUGCUGGCCAAUACAAUGUAUCAAGCAUUCCAAAAUUUGUCUUCAUCAAGAAUAAAAAUCAGAUUGCUGAAAUGCUUGGUGCUGAUCAAGAAAAACUGAAGAAUUUAGUUGUGGAACACAAGUAAAUUACAUUCCCAGUGUUGCUCUUAAGGGAGAUGUUGUAUUUUAGAGCAGUGUUGAUUUAUCAGAGCUGAAAUAUUUUGAUCAAAGCUUGCUUUUAAAUUUUGCUCUUGCCAAUUUGUAUUUAAAAAAAAUAGUCACUGCCUUGUUAUUCCUAUAAUACUUAUUGUACAAUCAAUAAAUUUAGGCAUUGUGUUAUUGCAUUUAGGUUUUUCUUCACUGAACAUUCUAUUUCUUUAAGCAUUGCAAUACAGGCUAACAAUAUUUUUAAGUUAAAUAAGAUAUGCUUCAAAUAUAUUUUGGGAAAAUUAUAAUUUAGAUUUGUCUGCUUACAUGUUCAGUUUUAUUAGUUGCAUUCUAAGCUGAAUAAUAGUAGAAGCAAAAAAUUCUUUUUCAUUUGUUGCAUAGUUUGAUAUUAUACUUGCAAAAAAGAAUAUAAAAAAAAAAAACUGAAGUUUUCCUAGUUUAAAUGAAUCAGUAUUUCAUUUGGAUUGUCGAGAGUUCAUUUGUGCCUGAAAAAUGCAUCGAAUGUAGAAAAAUAUUAGAUUCUAGUAUUUGUUGAGAAUAAAUUUUGUUUAGGCUUUAUAAAUACCUAGAUUUUCUUAUAUUGCUAUUUUCUUUUUCUAUAGAAACAUCUGUUCUUAUGUUACCAAUAUAUGUUUUUAAUUAAAAAAAAAAAGUCUUAUUAAGGCAGUUUUUCAUCGAUAGAUUUCUCAGUUGCAUUAUUAGUCUCCAUUGUUUUGUGGUUAGACUCAAGUUGCGUAAGGUCAUUUAACCACAUCUACUUGUACAUUCAUAUUAAACUGAUUUGCCCCAGAUUAAGAUCCCUUGUUCAUUUUAUAUUGUCUACUUAUUGUAACAAUUGUCUUAAUCAUUUUUCUUUAAGAGUACUGGCACAUCUUUCUCAUUCAGGUUUCCAUUGUAAAGUUAAGAUUUUUAGUGAAUUCAUUCUUUUCCAUGUGUACAUUUAUAUACAUUGACUUAUAUUCAUGAAUUUGAUAUUUUUUGAAAUGUUUCUUAGAAAAUGUAUGCCAAAUUCGUUUAUAUUUUUUAUCUUUACUGCUUUACAAAAGAUUAUUGUAUAAUGAAUUGAUUUUAAGAGUUCUAUUUGUAUAUAAUAUGUAUCGGUUCUAAUGAUUUAAAUUUGCUCAGGAAUAUGUGAUAAGUUGAGGAGAUCUGUAAUUAGUGAAUGAAUUCUGACUGGGCAUUUUUUUAAAUCCUUACUUUAUAUUUGCCUUGUACAAAUUCCAUUAUAUUAAAUAAAUAUUAAUGACUUCAGUCUUAAAAUAAUACAUAAUUUAAAAGAAGUCGAUAUAUUUUGAAGUUAAAAAUAUUUCAUUUUUUAAAUUUCAUUUAGUAUUUUAAGUUGUUAAUCAACAUCAAUAAUUGUUACUGCUGUAAAAUCAUCUUAUUGUUACAUGUUUAUUAUAAAUCAAAAAGCUAUAUGGGUGUAUUUGAAGUAAUAUGACAUUCAAGCCUUUUAGCAUGUUGAAAAUCCGGUACAGACCUGCUUUGGGUGAAUAUUAAGUAUGAUGUAUUAAUCAAAAUUUUGAACAAGUCUGAUUAAUCAAAUCACUGCUGGCAUGAUUAAUAUCUUUAUUUGAAAAUUUUGCUUGUGCUAGCUUUCCGUCCAUUCCAUGCCGUCCGUGUGCAUAUAUUUUGCUAAUGCUCUACAACUGGCUGUUGAAAGAUACCUAUUAUGCACUUAGUGGGAUAUUAUUAAAAUAGGGCUAUUUGUGUGCUUUUUUGUUUAAAUUUACCAGUCUUUUGACUUUGCUUUUUUUAUACUAAAAAUUUUGAAUCUGAUUCUAUUAAAGCUUACAUAAGAUUUUGCUGUCUCUAUGCUCAAAAUCUCCUUUUGAACAUUUAUUUAGAAUAUAUUUUUGUAAUCUUUGGGGGCUUGUGUGUCACAUUACUUUGAAUGUAUUUCAAUUUAUAAGAAUUAUGACUAUCUUCUUAAAAAGUUGUGGUUUUUGCUUUUGUUCUACAUGUUAUUGUAAUCGAUGUAUUAUUAGUGCAGAAUUAUUCUUUUUUUAGAAUUUAAGAGGGGAAAAAAUGAGUUUCUUUUUCUAUAUAAUUCAUGUUUAUUGGACAGGGAAAAUACUUGACUUUCUUUGCAUUUCCUUAGUUUGAUACAUAGGCAUAUUAUAAAUUUUGUCUGAUGUAUACAUCAUUAAUAUUUUAUUUCUGAUCUCGAGUUUCAGAAUGUUGAGACUUUUGUUGAAAGACGGUUUCAACGUUAAAUCUUCUCUGCGUUUUCUUACUUAGUAAAUUAUAUAAGGGAUUGUUGUGAUUUUGGAAAAUUUCCUUGGUGCAGUUGGGGCUUUUCAGUUGCAAAACUUGUGGUAAUCAGAUGUUAAUUCUUCAUUCCUCAUGCAGAUUUUUCACAUUGUAUAUCUGCAACUGGUUACUAUAGAAUUUGAAGUGGAUUUUUUUAAAAAAUAAAGUACUGAAAUUAUAAAACUGAUGUUAUUUUCUUCUAGGUCAUUUAAUGUGUAUCUCAAGCUACUGAAUUUCAUUUCAAAAUCUUAAAUGCUUAUUUAUGAGUUAACUUCUGCACUUAUAAUACUUUGAAAUAAUCAGUACUGGAUUACUUGAUUUGCGUGUUUUUAUUUUAAUAACAUAUUUUUACAAUGAAUUCCUAAGCAAGCAAUAAAGUAUAUGAAAUUGCA
This is a messenger RNA of Argiope bruennichi, 3129 nucleotides long. RefSeq names its product thioredoxin-like. The transcript is spliced from 5 exons. Gene Ontology annotation, molecular function: protein-disulfide reductase activity. NCBI's taxonomy places the organism in Eukaryota, Metazoa, Arthropoda, Arachnida, Araneae, Araneidae. The coding region runs from base 145 to 462 and encodes 105 amino acids. The record is from RefSeq and is a predicted model, not a curated record.